This is a messenger RNA of Ostrea edulis (European flat oyster), 2291 nucleotides long. Its product is annotated as acetylcholine receptor subunit alpha-like. Gene Ontology annotation, molecular function: extracellular ligand-gated monoatomic ion channel activity; transmembrane signaling receptor activity; neurotransmitter receptor activity. Gene Ontology annotation, biological process: chemical synaptic transmission; signal transduction; monoatomic ion transmembrane transport. The record is from RefSeq and is a predicted model, not a curated record. Gene Ontology annotation, cellular component: membrane; neuron projection; synapse. NCBI's taxonomy places the organism in Eukaryota, Metazoa, Mollusca, Bivalvia, Ostreida, Ostreidae. The transcript has a single exon. Bases 976 to 2211 code for a protein of 411 amino acids.
ACGCAAUAUUACCAAUCUAUUUAGAGAAUCUGAUAUCAAUAGGGGUAAUACCGGUAUUAGACUUUUAUUAAAUCGAAUAGUUGAUGUGUACAAGACAACAUUUGUAAAACCGUAACCGUCUUCAAUAUAAAACCGUAACCGUCUUCAAUAUAAAACUGUAACCGUCUUCAAUAUAAAACUGUAACCGUCUUCGUGUGUGUGUGUAGAGAAAGAGAGAGUUGAAUGAAAAAUACUGUUUUUUCUUCAAAAAACACGAAGCAGUCUCAAUAACAAACACAGCUGAUUCGCUACAGUAGAUGGAGGUGAGUUUAAUUAAGUACGUUGGCUCCAUAGUGAGAACAUGCACGGAGUAGCAGCUCGCCAAUCAUUAACGAUAUUGUCAAGUACGUAGUUCUAAUCGGGGGGAGGGGGGUGGGGGCUCUUCUUUUUUAACGUUCUAUUCCGUAAUUUAUACCAUGUAUCUGAAUUUUAAUCAAUAAAUAUAAAUAGAAAAAAAUUUAAAAAAACCUUUAUCUAUAUAUAUUAUAUAGAUAGAUAAGAGUGUUUUCUACUUGUAUCUAUUUACUGAUUAACAUUCAGAGAUACCUGUGUUUAUACAUGCGAAGUAAAAUAUAUUGGAUGACUGUCUGUUUUUUGUAGUAGUAUUGAAUGGUAAGAAUGUGAGUUUGAACUAAUGAAUUGCUGAACCCAUGUAGUGAAUGAGGACACUCCCUCCAUUGGACAGCAUCGUUGGAUACCCACGACUGAACUCGUCUGAGUAGAAGACGAAAUCAGCUGUAGGUAUCCGACGAUGAGUUGACAGAUGAGCGUAGAACACUUAGAUUAAGCUAGCUUACAAUUAGUUACAGCCCUAGGUAAAGAUUUAAUCCAUGAGCAAGGUAUGGACAUUCCGUGUAAAUUUAUGAGCUAUUCAUUUCUAUAUUUCAUGAUUUAUUGAUUUCCAAGCACAUCGUAUUCCAUAAUUCAUAGCUAGGAAUGACCGGUGUUAGUAACGAACAUUCACUCAGGCCACCAAUAAAAGACGCAACGAUGUUGAAUGUUUGGAGUUGUAUUUUGAUAUUUUUACUGCAGAGCUGUUCAACUAGGACUGGGACGUUUUUUGAUGUUCGAAGGCUUUUUCAAGAAAAAUUGAAAGUAAAUGCAGACCGAGCUGACCUAAGACCCGCUUAUAAUCAGUCCACCCUGAUUCAAACACAUGUUUAUUUACUUAUUCAAAACUUUGAAAUUCUCGAUAUUGAAAACAAGCUGGAGAUAAACACUUUGUUCUAUGUAUCCUGGAUAGACGACACCGCUAGUUGGGACUACCUCCAAUACCCAGUCCCGUAUUUCUACAUCAAGAAGCAGGAAUUUUCUGUUUGGACACCAACACUCAUGCUGAAGAAUUCAAUAGGACACAAAUCAUACAUAGGGAGUUUAUCACACGUGCUGGGACAAUUCUUUGAAAAUUAUGGAAUGGUAUUUAUGUUUGGAAAACAACUGUUUAAAUCUCACUGUGACAUUGAUAUGACGUACUUCCCUUAUGACACUCAAGAGUGCUCGUUUGAAAUUACCAGUAAACCCGGGGAAGUCGUCUUUUCUACUGGUGUCUGUGACAUGGUUAACUCCAAUACACUAUGGUCAGUCCUGGAGGUCAAUUCACAUUAUUCAAAUUCAUCCAUAACGUGUUCGAUUAAAGCCAAAAGGAAACCCACCUUUCUUAUAAUGAACCUCAUUAUACCAACCGUUCUGAUCGGAUUCCUGAACGUGUUUGUUUUCAUUGUCCCGGCAAAUGCAGGAGAGAAGCUGCAAUAUUCCGUAAGCAUUCUCCUUUCUUUCAAUGUGUACUUGGGAAUUCUUGUGGACAACGUGCCAGCGAACUCGGAGAAUAUGUCUCUGUUGAGUUACUACAUCAUUUAUCAAUAUGGAUUUGGUGUUCUGGCCAUACUCUGUACGGCGAUUUUACUCCGAACAGUUCACAGUAACGAGAGCAAAGAAAUACCCAAACAUUUCAUUGAAAUGGUGAAAAUCGUACGAAUUCUGAUCUGUAAGAGAAGAUGUAACCGACCACUUCAGGGUGAGGACGGGGGUUCGAAUCCUAACGGAAGCACCCCAGAAAUUGACCGCCCGGUCACGUGGAAGUCCGUUUGCGGAGCUUUUGACUUCGUGCUUUUUUGGCUGUUUCUGUUUUUUCAGAUCGUUGGCAAUUUGUACUUUUUUCUGUCGUUGCAAUGAAUAUAAGCAGUGAUGUUGUCGAAAAACGAAAUAUUGCAUGAUGUGGGGGUGAUUUUUGGAAUAAAAUGAGAGCAACCAUU